Olea europaea var. sylvestris is the source of this 831-nucleotide messenger RNA. RefSeq names its product protein PLASTID REDOX INSENSITIVE 2, chloroplastic-like. The record is from RefSeq and is a predicted model, not a curated record. The transcript is spliced from 2 exons. The coding region runs from base 484 to 816 and encodes 110 amino acids. NCBI's taxonomy places the organism in Eukaryota, Viridiplantae, Streptophyta, Magnoliopsida, Lamiales, Oleaceae. Gene Ontology annotation, biological process: regulation of gene expression.
CCUCUGGGCUCUGACUCUCUGGGAAUCUGUGAUUGCAAGUUCAAGUUGCCAAGUAUUUGGAAAUAGUAUAUAUUGCAUUGUGAGAUUGUGAAUUGAUUUUGUGAAAUUGUGAAUUGCACUAGUUUUUUGAGUUGCUUCCAGUAUUUGUGAUUCAUUUGACAUCUCGAAUUACUCCCACUCCUAGUAGUAAUUGGGUGAUCAGUGAAUGAAUGAUAGCACAAUUGUUUAUGUGGAGAAAGAUAUAUUUUUCAGGUUCAAUAAUGAAGUUAUUAUGCAAUGAUAUCAAAGUAUGAAAACUCGCAAAAAACAAGUGUAAUAUAUAAAUUAUGUCGUUUUUAGUAUUGAUGUACUAUUGUUUUAUUUUUUUAUCGUCAUUAAAUCCCCGACCAAAACCUCGACAUUCGUCGUCAAAAAAUUUUGCCCGCACUGAACUAAAAUCCUGGCUCCGCCCCUGCACAUGGCGUACGUUAGUGUCCACUGGAUAUGGCGUCACUUUGCACCGUCAUUCCGGCCACCCUCUUCCUCCAACCUAUGGCUGUUCCCGCCAAAAACCCUAACGUUCAUGGCACUAUUCUGCGCGCCCGUCGACUCUUAAUCCCAGCAAAAACAUUUUCAAGGGCUCUUAAUGCAACACAACCUCAGAAAUACACCUAUCCUGAACCCAUCCCAGAAUUUGCGGCAGCUGAAACCCGGAAAUUUAAAGCUGAGUUAUUGAAGAAACUGUCCAAGGAAAAAGAAACUUUUGGGAAUGACCUUCAAACUGUUGUCAACGUCUGUUCAGAGGUAAUUAUUGAGAUUUGUUUUUACUUUGCUUAAACAGAAGCCAUGUUU